GAGGCGGAGGAGGAGGCGGCCGCUGCUGAGGAGACAAGCGGCGGCCCCAGUGGGAGGGGGAAAGCCGAGUGGGCGCCGCCCGGCCGCUUCUGCGCUCUCUCGCCGGCGGGCGGGAUAAAUGCGGGAUUCGGGGCGGCCGCUCGGCUUAGUCGCUGAGCUGAGCGGGAGGAGCAGCAGAGAGGAAGCUCAGCCGCCGCCGCCGCCGCCGCCGCUCUUAUUCCCCCGGAGAGGCGCUUCUCCAGCGAGGGCGAGAGAGGUGAGAGCUCCUGGGGGGUGACUUCGCCCUGGGGGUCGCGCUUUCCUCCCUGAGGUCUCCGCCUGGCCCUCCCUUUCCCUUCCCUUUCAAUGGGAUUUCUUUGCCCCCCUCCCCAGCUUCCAAAAAGGAGGGUUUAUUUUGGCGACCCCUCUCAUCCUGCUCCCCCCCCCCCGCCCUGUGUACUUUCCCUUUCUUUCUCGGCUGCUUAUCAACUUCAUGACUAACUCUUCAUUACCCUACGGCAGUUCAAGGACACACACACAUAGAUAUGAACAUUUCCAUUAAGGUUGUUCUUUCCUCUUUUUCGGAUUGAAUUCGGGUUGAGUUUGUGGGACGGGCUGCGGCGGCUGGGAAGCCAGAAAUAAAUAACUGCUGGGUUUGCAAAAGCCCCCCUGUGCGGUUUAUUGAGAUGAAUUCACAAGGGCUCUUUUUGCCCCUCUUCUUCCUCCAAAUCUGUCAUGUGCGUAGUAAAUGAAUACUUGUAAAUUCCCAAAGCCCACAACUAUGCGGUAUAUCGGGGGGGGGGUGUUGUUAUUUUUUGGGGGGGAGAAGAGCUUCCCAAUUUAGUUCUCCGAUUUCCAUCUCCAGAAGAAGGAAUGAGUGUAUCUGAGAUUCCCCCUUCGGUACUUUUCUGCUUACCCUUUACCCCGAAUUUUGUGCGGUCAGGGCACCCUUGGAAACAUGUCCGGUCAAGUUACUAGCCCCUACGAAAACUUCAUUAGCUCACAUUCCCGCCAAUACUUGUAGCAGGAGCUUCUUCUUUUUCCCCUAGGCUAUUCAAAAGAGCUCAUUCUUAUCCUGGGGCGGGAUGAGAUUUUUAUGUGCUAUGGCUGAAUGGUAAUUUACAAAUGUGGCAUAGGGCAUCAAAGGAGUGCCAUAAAGAGAACAGGUGACUAUAAUAAAAAGUGGGCGUCUCAGUCCUUACAUCUUAGUCUGGGGCUGGAUAUGUUGCUCAUACGGUAGAAACGAUCUGCAACACAGACAGAUGUCCUUGUCUGCCUCUGUAAGGUAAUGGUCACCACAGGGAGGCUUUUGAAGCACCUCUAGCUUUUCUUCUCUUGCUGGUGGGUGUAAAAGUGGUAACAGCACAACUGAAUUUAAUGAAGUUACGCUUGUAUAGGGAAUAUCUAAGAAAUAUUUAGCGUAGAGCAUAUCCCUGGAAAAUGAGAACAUUAAAGAGAUGUUCAGACUGGAGUUGAUAAUUUUCUUAUCUUUUGUUUUCUCCCCCUCUGUGUGUCUGGGUUUGAGAGAGAGAUGCUUUUCUUGAACUAUGGGGACACUUGUGAAAUAACUGUGAAACUUAAUUUGCUUAAAAUUAGACAAGAAUUUGUUUAAAAUUAGACAGUACAGUGCAUCUCAUGGCCUCAGUUGGUAAGAGCCCAAUUCAAAAUAUAUUCUGUGAAAUACUGGUCCGUGUGUGUGGAUUCUGCCUAAAUCUCUGUAGUGUCCUUUUGUACCAAAGCAAAUUAUAAAUGGCUUACAAGCUAUUCACAUAGCAGACAGACAGUUUUUUAUGCUCUUGCAUACUUUUAUUUUUGGAAGUGGAAUCUUGAGCUUGAAGCCAAAGAAUAUUUAUUUGUAUAAGAAUUUCCAUUUGGUGUUGAAUUUCGCCACAGAAUCAAAAGGGCAAUUUUGCCUCAUUUCUAGCCCUCCUAUGUGUGAAGGUGCUUGACAUGCCCAGUAAUAACUUGUGUGGACACUUUUUUUAAGAAGAUGGGAGGAACACAUGAUUUGUUAGAAAGAUACAUUUUUCAAAAUUGCCAGUUUCUAUCCAAGACCCAUCUGUUCUGGACUUGCUUUCCCCCCAAAUAGAUUUAUAAUAGGACAGAGGACAUGGCUGCUGUACUGGUAUCUGAAGUCUAAAGUACAGCGUAGUCCGCUUGACUGUAUUGGUUUUUAAAGAGCUUGCUGGAAGAUAUUAGUCAAGCAGUAGAUUAUGAGAGUAGGGUAUAGUAUCAGAAUAGUUAACUGUACUGCAACUAAGAACUGUAGGUCAUCUAGCAUGUAAUGCUCUAAAACGACAUUUUGAGGGCACAGCAGCAUUGCACAUGCCCUAAGAACAUCAUAAGAAGCUGCUGGAUCAGGCCAAUGACCCAUCUAGGCCAGCAUCCUGUUCUCACAGUGGUCAGCCAAAUGCUUCUGGGAAACUCGCACGCAGGAUCUGAGCCCAAAAGCACUCUCCCCUCCUAUGGUUUCCAACAAGUGAUAUGCAGAAUCAUUACUAACCUCCAGCCAUGGAGGUGGAGUGUAACUAACAUGUCACUGUUGGUUGGGUGUAACAUUCUUUAAUAAAGGCUGGAACUGUGUUUUUGUCAUCAUCUUCUUGAGCCAUCCUACCUGAAUUGAAAGGAAGGGCUUUUCUGGUGGUGGGAAUCUAAACAGUUAGUCGGAAAUGGGAUGAACCUUUUGUCCACUCAUUCAUGGCAGUGGAAUGUCUUUUCUAGUUAAAGCUUGGCAAGGCGUUUGGCUCUCUAACGAGCAAUUGCCGACAACAUCCUUUGAGUAACUGCUUGAAGUGAAGAAUUAGGUCAGCCACAAAGUACAUGAUCUAGAAAGGCAACAUUUCUUUCUCCAAAACAGUUUUAGAGUCCACCUGAACAAUUAAGAGCGCAUCCAAGACUUGCAGUGGAAUAAAUAAUAGGCACAAAAUAAACAGUAGUAUUGGUUUAUAGAUAGUUUUCUGGGGGUGUACAUAUUUUGGCCCUGAGAGAGGUUUGAGCUUCCUUAUUCACUGAAUUUCAGUAGAAGCUAUUUUAACACAGUUCUUGCAUUUUGUUCCAAGUAUAACUAUAGCUGACAAUUUGUCUUGCAUUCACUUGCUAACCUCCCAGGUCUGUGUGAACAUUUUGGAAACUGAAAUAAUUUGAGAUGGGACCUGUGCAAAUUGGAACAGUGGUGUACUUUCAGGAUUAAAAAUGUAUCCUACUUAAAAUUUUAAUAAUAACAAUAACUUUACUGGAUCUUCUCUUGAAGAUAUGGGCUGGAUUAGCUCUUUAUUUACACGACAGUUCAUUGUUGUAAGCAGUUGUGUUCUAAUUCUUAAGUUUUGGCAUACUUUUAAUAGCUUGCUGCUUUUUUCUGAAGAGGGAUGUUUAUGUUCGUUGCAUCUUUGAUAACAUUCAGUGCCUUUUCACAGGUAGUGAGCAGAUAAUCAAUAUGGCAUCACAUAAAUUAAUAUGGGUGUUUUAGGAACAGUUAAUUCUGCAUCAUCAGUCCUUUUAGUGUAUUGUUGCCUUGUAAAACACUGUAUUUCACAAGAUAAGGGAUAAUAAAAGAAAACAUCAUGGUGAAGAAACACAUUUGAAGAAAUUAAAGGUUGUUUUUGACCUAGUAGCAGUUAGUAACCAACACAUAUUUCGCAAUGCAUCAAAAUAUUGUCAUCACUGCAUGUUUCUCAAGAACACAACUGUAAGGCUUUAGUUCUCUUUACAUAACAUUUGAUAGGAUCAUCAGUAUGUCAAAUGAGUGUGCUGAAGGAAACAUUCUAGAUUGGUGUUUCAAAUAACUUUCUUCUUACCAGUGGAAUUUUGGUUUUUCAAUUGGGAGCAAACAUUUUGGACAUGGACAAGGGUGGUCUCCCUCCUCAUUCAUCAGUCUUCCUCAACCAAUGGUUGUAGUGGCUGGACUAGAUGGGAGUUGACUCCAAAACAUCUGGAGGGUACCGUAUUGGCUACCUCUGAUUAAAACAUCUGGAGGGGCACCCGGUUGAAGAAGGGUGUCAUAACACCAUUUGGCCUAUCUAGAGAGAUACUUAAACAAGCUUUCACAUGUGUUCUAGACAUCCUGACUGUGUCCUUCAAUGAUGAGUAAUUAUUGAGCAUUUUAUGGAUCAUAGCUAUAUUUUUUAUAUAUAAAUUAGUAGGUAAGACUCCCACUAAUGGCAGCAGCAUUAAUGCAGAUUUUUAUAUCUCCAAAUGGUGGAAUAAUGGAAUGUGCAACUUCAAAGGAGAAGUGUUUCUUCAAAGCUUAUUUUUCUAUAGUAAUAGUAGACAUGGUGAUGACUGGUGCUAAAUCAUAAGCCUCUUCAAUACAGAUUCCUUAGCUUUCUUCUGAUGACUGCUAAUGUACUUUACUGAGUAAUUACACCUUCUUACUGUCAAUGUUUGCAUACACUGGCGGAAGAGAUAAAAAAAAAUUGUUUUGUUUUCACAUAGCCUUCCCAACCUUGUAUCUUUAAGUUGACAGUAGAACUGUCAGUUUUGACAGCUUAGUUAUACAUAAUAAAUGAGGGCUCCAAACAUAUUUUGAAUAAACUCACUUUAGUUGUAGGCAGAUAUUACUUAUUUUGCGUCCUCCAUCAAGGAGGAAAAAUACAUUUAUGUAUUUAGAAAGGUUCAUGCUCUGAAUGUUUAGUGAAUUCAUCUGCAUGUAAGAGUGCCCUCUGCUGUCUAAGCUAGCUAAAGGAGUGCAUCUACUUUGUUCUCUGUUUUGAGUAUCUAUUGUUGUUUAGAUAAAAUAACAAUACUGUAUCCUGAUGUAUAAUUUGUCAAUACAUGUGGAGCAAAGACUGAAAUCUAUGUUAAUGUCUUAAAUGUCAAAAUAUUUCUGUCACUUACUCUCUUAUUGCAAAUAGAAUAAGAAUAAUUUCAAUAGAAUGAAAGCUCUUGAAAUAGUUAUUUGUAUGCAAAAUAUAUUUUGUUUAGAAUCUGAAUGGUUUUUGUGUCCAGACUACUACUACUCCCAAAAAGUUAAGGGUAAAUGGUAUGAGUCUCAUUCUGCCCCGAGGCUAAAAAUUGUUGGUCUGAAGUAGCAUCAAAUAUAAACAAUAUUGUGAAAGGCAACUUUAAGAAAAAACAUGUAGAUGCUUUGCAUUCAACAAGGGGAAAACAAAAUAAGUAUAUUUGAGCAAGAAUGUUUAAAGAACUUUGGGAUAGCAAACAGAAGGGGCAUAGAAUUAGUUAAAAUCCUUUUGCAAUUUUGUGAGAAUAUGUGAAUAUUCUUUUAUGAAGGACCAUGCGGGAUUUGACAUCUUUCCGCUGGGCCUGCAAGAUAGAGCUGUUCCGCCUGGUCUUUGGCUUAGACUCACUCUGACCCCUUAUAUGGGAUUUGGUAUAUAAAUUUUCCCUUGGCUUUUUUGCUGGCCCAUGUAGGACUAGCAUGGAUAGCUGGCUCGGGUGAAUAUCCAAUGUUUCCUCCCUUUAUGGUCUUGAUUUAUGGGCUACUACUAAAAUGAGGCUGCAUUUUUAGCGGUAUUUUAAGCUGUAUUUUAAUUAACUGUUUUUUCCCCCCAUUGCGUUUUAUUGUAAUUUAUAUUUGGUGUUAGCCGCUCUGAGCCUGGCCCUCGCCGGGGAGAGCGGGGUAUAAAUAAAAAAAUUUUCUUCUUCUUCGUCUUAUAUAUAUAAAUAAAGUGGGUUCUUUAAUAGCUCCCUUCUUUCAAUUAUAUGAUAUUCACUAAUUUAUAUUGGCUCAUUUUCUUCUUUCUCUCUUUAUUUUUUAUUUGCUGACAUAUUAUUAUGGAUUAUCAUAGUAAUUAUUGCUGUUUAAAAUUAAUUUAUAAUUUCAUGUAUUUUUGUAAAUUGUGCGGUUAUUGCUUGAAUUUCUGUUUCAGUUAAAAUAAAAUAUCAAUAAUAAUUUUUCCUUCUAGCUUUUUGCAGGCUUGAGGUUUUUCACCUUUUUCUAAAAUAAUCCUGAAUUUCACCUAUCCAGUAACUUUAAUACAGUGUGUGUGUGGGAAUGGGGCGGGAGGUAGAAUAGGAAUCUGAAAACUUGACUACCAAGUAGCUGCAUUUAAUUUAUAUUCCUAGUCAGAUUUUCUGGGCAAAACCCUCAAAGUUUAGAACAUUUUUUUAAAAAAAAGAACCUUAAAAACAAUAUAUGAUACAUGAAUAAUUAGAACAACAGUUAAGAAACAUUUUGUCUAAUGGAUUUCUGGGAAAAAUAAUGUGUCAUGAAUAAGUUUUGUGGUGCAAAACAGGCAUAUAAAACUAAAAGGCUCUAGUAAAAAAGAUGUUUUGGGGAAGUAGUAAUGAAAGGGACAGUUCAGAAACCACAGGAAGAGCUAUGUAUAUUUUUAGUAUAACUUUUUUCAAUUACAAUAAUGAGAGAGUACUAAAAAUGUGGUGUGCAUUGUGUCUCUACUUUGUUGUGAAAUUUUCAGUAACCACUCAUCUAGCUGAAGCUUUAGAUUUGCAUUUCUAGUCAAGCAAAGUCUAUAUAUCUGAAAUUAAAUCCACUAUAAUAAUGUUUAUUAAACAGAGUUGCAUCUACCAGCAGAGCAGUUUUCACCACUAGUGCUUGAUCUCGUAGCCACAAUGGCUCCUGCCACUGUGUAGCUGCUGUGACCACUUUUCCAUUUUGUUCUUGAGCUAUUUUGGGAUAGGCUCUUAUUAGUUACCAGUUCGUCUUCCUCACUUCUCAGUAUGCCUCAGAGUAGAUUCUCCUGAGCCCAUAUAACUUUCUGAGUCAAGGAGCCGCAGGGCAGCUUGUACAAAAAAUUUGGUGCUUUGCAGGUUAACAGAUGCUGCAGGAGGACAAAUGGUCAGAUGAAGACUUUCUAUGAUGCUUGUGAUAACCUGAUAGGUUAGCCAAUGUGGAGCCCUCCAGAUACUUUGGACUGCAACUCCCAUCAUCCCUGGGCAUUCUGGCUGGAGCUGAUGGAGUCCACAACAUCUAGAGGGCAACAUGUUUGCAACCCCUCGACUAGGCAUUAUUCAAGAAUUGCAAUAUGCUACAAGUAGACCAUUGAAGUUUUAAUCUGACACCGAGGAGGAGGAUGAAUCUAGCAUGUGUGUGGUAUUUCUGAAUUGGAGAGACUUUGGAGGAAAAGGAGUGAAAAAAAUGAGGUGUUUUUGCAUUUGGUUUAACUGUUGACCAGUUCAGCAUACUGUAUGCAACUAUUUUGAAGCUGCCUUUCUCCCCUAAAUUAAUCACUGUAGGUAAGGAAGUGCUGGUUCUGGGAAUAUGGUGCAAGCCUGAGCAUUAUAACACAGGGAAGGGUUAUCUAUCCGCUCCUCACCUAUAUUGCCCGCUCCAACCAUAAAUCACGUAGUACUAUAGAGGCAGAGAAGCUACAUGUGCAGCUCCAACCUGAACAGUGUGGAGGAAAGUGUUCUCCCUCUUGUUACUGGUUGUGGGAAUUCUGUGUGUGUGUUCAUGCUCCUUGUUGAAAGGGGUGAGGGUGGAAAUGGCCUUUUUGGGAUUAGCUCUUCCUCUUGUUUUUAUGAAAGGUGUUUGCACUGGCUUUCAAAAACUUUCCUCCUUCCUUAAUUUAUAGCUGAUGGAACCUUUACAUUUGCCAUCAAGCAUGACCUUGACUCCCUCUUAUGGAAAGCUGCUUAAUGUGAGAUUUCCAAAUGCAUCCUAGCAUUCUCAUUGAAAUUCUUUCCUGGGUUCUUGGUCUACAGUUUAACUACACCUCGUGGCAGGAUUGUGCCCCACAGAUGAUGCCACAAAUUAUGCUUAUGAAGUCUAGUGCUUAAGACUGAAACUUUUAUCUUUCAAGAGAAGAAGAUUGUAUUUGACAUGUUUCUGCCUUUUUAAUUUUCUGUAGGCAGACUGACUUUCUUGCUGCAAAAUUGUCUUAGCAGCACUGACAUGGUCAUGUGACACUUGUAUUCAUGCUUAAUUCUCAGGGGUAAAGUCUGAAAUCUUUGCGGCGUGCAUUAUUUUUUAGCCCCAACAAAGCUCUAAAAUGGAUAUUAUCACUAUCAUUUUUCAGUCUUGCAAUUAUUUAUUAUGGGAAUGGUUGGCCACCCGUGGUUUCGCCUUUCUGUUUCUCAGGCAUAUUGCUUCAAUUACACAAACGCUAUCUCUCCUGUCUGGGAUUAUUCUGGUGUUAUAUCUUCCAGUGUUGGUAGGAGAGAGAGAGAGAGCACAAACAUGGUGCUAACCCUGUUUCAUGGGGUUAGAGGAAAGGCCACAGUUCCUCUUUUCAGUUUGUAACUAUUUUGAGGAAACUUGAGGGUAAACAGGUAGCUUUAACAGGCACCCCCAAACUCGGCCCUCCAGAUGUUUUGGGACUACAAUUCCCACCAUCCCUGACCACUGGUCCUGUUAGCUAGGGAUGAUGGGAGUUGUAGUUCCAAAACAUCUGGAGGGCCAAGUUUGGGGGUGCCUGCUUUAACUCUUUAAUAAAAAAAGAGAGGACGGUUAUCAUGGGAGUUCCCUAAAUGGUCUGUAUUGGGAAUGUUGCAAUUUAAUUUGUUUGCCAUCUUGACUGGAUCAGUGAAGUACUCAGGCUUGUAGAUGACACCAGAUUAUUUCAAUAGACAAGCUGUUGUUUGGUGAUAAAGCAUAUGGUAGUGCAUGUGGAAUGUGUUGUAUGUAAUAUCAUGCAAUUCCAUUUAAAAGUACCUCUGGUAGCAGGGCUGUGAAAUACCUUGGAAUGACAGCAGCUCUGUAGAGUAGGGAUAGUCAGUUGGUUUGUUUUUUAUUACAACUUCCAUCAGCUCCAGCUAGCAUGGCCAAUUGUCAGGUUGUAGUCCACAACAUUUAGAGCAGGUGUGUGGAAUAUUUGGCUCUCCAGAUGUUGAUGAACUCCAACCUCCGUGGACAAUGGCCAAAUCCUGGAGCUUGGGGGACCUUUAGAAACAGUAUGGGAUAUAGAUAGCUGAAGAGCGAAGAGAAAUUGGAAGAAAUCACCCCCCUCCAAGAAUGGAGGAGCAACAUGGGAUCCACGCCAAUGUAGUGGCCUCUUACUUAAGCCCUCUGCUGAAAGCUUAUGAAUGGUUCAUUUCUCUUUAUUUCUGGAAAUAUGUGCCCUCGAUAAUUUCACAUGAAUCUAAUCUAGCCAAUAAAGUCUGUUCCAGGAAGGCUAAUAUAAGACUAGCUUUCUUUGUAAUGGGCACACUACAAUCAUAUUUAAUGUGUUUGGUACUCCUUUAAUGAUAAGAUAAAUGUUGCUUUUUUUGCUCUUUGUUCUGCUUCUAGUGACCAGAUGUGUAAGUGAAUAUUUUCAUUGAUUGCUACAAUUUAUUUGGCUCUUGAGAAGGUGAGGGGCCAGAACACUCCCCCACCUUUCCCAAUGGCUUUUCCAUGUGGAUGGCAGUUUCAGAUCUCAUCUUAAUAGAACAUUUAAAAAGUGAGAAGCGUACUUGUAAAACUUUCCUAAGCUAUAAUUAGGAAGCUGGAGGUUUUCUCUGUGCAGUAAACAGUAGUUUAGCAGUAAAUUGAGGCAUUAUUCAAACAGAACAGAGUACAGUUGACAGCUAUGUCUCCAUGUCAGCCCAUUUCACAGUUACUUGCUUAACUCACAUCUCAUAAAGUGGAAUAAAUGUUUAUUUGCUAGUUAUAAGUAAAACUGUCUCUCACCCACCCAAUCCUAAUCUUUCUACAAAGUACUGCUGGUGGUCAACAAAAGAGAUUUAAAGACUGUCUUAAGGCAAAUUUUAAAAAAUGUAGUAUAAACACCAACAAUUGGGAAACACUUGCCUGCGAGCGCUCCAGUUGGAACAGCCUUUACCAAAGGUGUCAUGGGCUUUGAAGACACUCGAACUCAGGACGCAAGGGAGAAACGUGCUAAGAGGAAGGCCUGUUGGCAAAUCCACACCGUGGUCAACUCCUGCCCGGAAACCAAUGUCCCCACUGUGGAAGGAUGUGUGGAUCCAGAAUUGGCCUCCACAGUUACUUACGGACUCAUUGUUAAAACUGUGUUUAUGGAAGACAAUCUUACUCGGCUACAAGUGAUCACCAAAGAAGAAGACAUUUAUAGUAUAACAAGUUACAUAUUGUAGAGGCAAACUUACAUGCCUGAUUUUGGAGGGUGGAAAUCCUUUUGGCUCUGUACCAUUCCUUUAACCCAUACCAUCUGAAUUCAGAACAAGCUGAAACUCAUGAUUUUGGGGGUGGGGACAGGGGGAUAGGCACGUGAAUGAACAAUGUUAAAGUGUCCUGAAAUAGAUGGAAGCUGUUCAGUUUUAAGUGUUCAGUGAAAGGUUGCAAAAAUUGACUUCAGUAAAAACAAAAAACACCAAAAUUUGAAAUAUUAAAGUUGUAGUUCACCGGAGAUCUCCCUAUGGCCUUCCAGAUGCUGUUUGACUCAAACUCCCCUCAGGUCAUGCUAGCAGGGACUGGUGGUACCUAAGAGACAAACAGCAUCUCGAGAGCCACAGGUUCCCCACUCCUGCAGAAGAAUGCAGUGUGCCUAAAAUUAAAAUAGGAAAGAAGAAUCUGGUCCCAGGCAUGAUUUCUUGCAUUCUGUGGCAGCAGCAGCUUUGGAGGUGUAGAAGCAUUUUCAGAUGGUUCAGAGAGAGAAUUUUUACUUGAAUUUUGAGGUUCUCUCACAACACACACACACAUGCAUACACUCAUUUGUUUUUCUGUGAUGUGAUCUCACAUAGUGGAAUGUUGUGUGUGAAUGACGCAACCAUGUGGUAGGGACAGAUUGAGUGGUAUUUUCCCAUGUAGUCAGCAUGAUCUCGCAAUACAGAAAAGCAGCUCCCACACAACUGCAGCUAGGUGUGAAGGACACCUGGGACUUGCUAGCUUGUCAGCAAAUAGUCUGUUUUGAUGACACUGUGCCAGUGAAGCCACAAGUUCAGCCACUACUUUCGGAAAAUCUGAGCAGUGUUAACUCUGUUACCAAUAAUUGGGGUUUGUUUUGGGUUUUUAAAAAUCCAUUCAUUCUUACUCACUCCCAGUUCUUUCUUCUUCUGUUGCUGCAUAUUAUCCUAGAACAGCCCCUCAACUUCAUGUCUAGGAUAUUCUGGGAUAUUCAAUGAAGAAGGCAGCUUUUUAUAGUUUACAGAGUAGGGAUGGAAGGUUAUAUCACUUCUGGUUCUCUCAGUUUCAAAAUUUCCAAUCUUCAGUCUACUUCUCUACAAUGUGCAACAAUUUGCUUUUUUACAUAUAAAAAAACCAUCAUGGAAAUUAUUCAUCAGAUUUGUGCGAAUUUCUCCGAAUAAACACAUUUCGAAAUGCAGGCUUGAUUGGUAUACAUAUUUUUGCAAGCAGUUUUCCUUAGUACAAUUGAUUUUUCUAUGUUUUUUUCAUUAAUAUUUUCUUUUUGAUGAACACUUUGCCAUACAUUAUGCAUUUUUGUAAACACUGGUUGGGGAAUUGCAUUGCAAAAUUUGGAUGAGUGCAAAUUUUGAAGGCUAUCUGUGCUUCAUUUCAUAUAUGGAGAGGUAGGAGUCUGGAUUCGUAGACUGCACUGAUCAUGGGGUCAUUUUCUCUUGAAUCCAAGGCAGUUAACUCAUUGGAACUCACAUUUUUUUCAAGCAUUUCAAGAUGGAAGGGCGUGGGAUUAGGGAGAUUUUAAGAAGAGAACAGAAACCUUCUCUAUGCUCAAGUAGCAGCAAGAAGAAAGCAUUGAAUGGAAGAUAAUGGACUUUUAUAGCUGACCAGGGCACAUCUCUAUCGCUUGCUUAUAGGACAUAGAACCAACUCCUAAGAAAAGCUUAGGAGAGGAGCAUAGUGGAUUCAAGAAUACAAUCAUGUCUGCCACAAGUCCAGAAUGUAGAAGGAAUAUUUUUUAAUUUUUGGUAAUGGUAAUAAUUAAGUUUCUAAUGCAAUCAAAUCAGCAGGGUAUAAAGCCCAGUAGCUUACCAACUCUUUAUAGAGCCAAAUAAGAGUAAGAUUCUGAUAUUUGGGCUACUGAGCCUAGGGCUUGCCGAUCAGAAGGUCGGUGGUUCGAAUCCCCACGAUGGGUUGAGCUCCACGAUGAGUUCCUGUUGCUCGGUCCCAGCUCCUGCCAACCUAGCAGUUCAAAAGCACGUCAAAGUGCAAGUAGAUAAAUAGGUACUGCUCCGGCGGGAAGGUAAAUGGCGUUUCUGUGCUCUGCUCUGGUUUUGCCCGAAGCGGCUUAGUCAUGCUGGCCACAUGACCCAGAAAAACUGUCUGCGGACAAACGUCGGCCCUUGGCCAGUAAAGUGAGAUGAGCACCACAACCCCAGAGUCGUCCGCAACUGGACUUAACUGUCAGGGGUCCUUUACCGUUACCUUUACAACAAGUUUAUAAACCAUAGUUAGGAUUUGAUUUAAUAUACAUGUCUAGGUUAGCAGUCUGAGCAUGAUUUCCAGUCACUAUAGAGUGACUGGAGUAUUUACUGUACAUAGUGCAAAAUCACACAUAUAACCAAUACGACAGUUGUAGCCAGCGUGGGUAGUCUCAGUCAGCAUGACCAAUGAUCAGGGACACUGGGAGUUGAAGUCUAACAUUGGAAGACACUGUAGUGGUUACUCCUGAUAUAAAAACACUUCAUGUGCUUUAAAAUGCAACCCUAAAUACCUUUUCUGACUUCAGAUCCUGAACUGAUGACUUAAGCUUGCCAUCAGUCCUGUUUUUCAUUCCUUCUAGACUCUUUAUCAUAUAACAGUAGUCAAAGUUUUUUUUUCUUUUGAAAGGCUAGCUCUAAGGGUGCUGGAUUUAAGGUCUGAAUUUGUGGAGAUACAUAAAGGCAUAUGACUUUCAACCAGUGGGGACAGUACCUGCAAAUAAGUGCUAUAGAGAACCGACUCUUCUGCUCAGUCCUUAACUUUGUCUGCUUCCCCCUCUCCUUUUAGAUUGUUUUGGGUUAGGAAUCAUGAACGGGCGUCUUCCUCUCCUCUUUGCUGCCUUGAUCUCUGCGUGCCUUUGCUUCCCACCGAGUCCUCUGUCUCUUGAGGAACUGGGCUCAGACAUUGGGAUCCAAGUUUUCAAUCAGCUGGUCAAAAGCAGGCUGAAGGAGAAUGUUGUGGUUUCCCCGCAUGGAAUUGCAUCAGUACUUGGAAUCCUUCAACUUGGAGCCGAUGGCAAGACAAAGAAACAGCUAACAACCGUGAUGAGAUACAGUGUAAAUGGUCAGUUGUUUUGAUCUGUUGUUGUGGGCUUUGGGGUCUUUGUGUUCUUAUGGGAAAUUGCGGUAUAGGUGAGAAUUAUUUUAGUCACUGAUACAAAGUGGGUCUGAUAUCAAAAACAGUAGAUACUGUGUUUGAGAACACUAGCCAGUUAUCAUGGUCUAGUGUGUAUUAAAUAAGUGACAGUGAAGCAGUAUCUCUAAUACCCGAAGGCAUCUUUGGGCACAGUGUGAAGCAUUGAUGCUAAACACAGUAAGUUCAACAAGGACUGUCCUCGUGGUUCCAAAGAAAACAGAGUUGAGUAUCAUUGACAGGCUUGUAGGGGAAGAAUAAAAUGCCCCUUUAUGUGGGACUGGCAGCUUUUCAUGCCUGCCUCCAGAUGUUGACUAAAAUAUCCCUGCAUUUAGUGAUAAAUUAAAUCCACAGUACUACAGUGGUGCCUCGCAAGAUGAAAUUAAUUCGUUCUGCAAGUUUUUUCGUCUUGCGAAGCACGGUUUCAAUUUUUUCAAAAAAAUCUUCAAAAACCUCAAAAAAGGCUACCACACCGCGUGCUAUGAGUUGCUCCCCGAAGUCAAGUCGCAACUGCACCUCUUCAAGCAAUGCACCCUGUAUUACUGUAACGGUUUUAAGAAAAAGGAAACAAACUUGCAAGACGUUUCCGUCUUGCGAAGCAAGCCCAUAGGGAAAUUCGUCUCGCGAAGCAACUCAAAAACCGAAAAACUCUUUCGUCUUGCGAGUUUUUCGUCUUGAGAGGCAUUCGUCUUGCGAGGUACCACUGUAUUGUGGUAUCAAACUGUACAGCCUUUCCAAAGUUCUGCUUUUCUACUCAGGAUCUUGCUUUUGUCAGGCUGCAUUCCUGACACUGGCAGGCAUCAGGGUUGCAUUCCUAGCCAGUAACCCUCCCUUGACAGGAGCUCACUAGAACUUGUUGCCUCCCUGGGUGUUUUGCAAGUGCCAGUAUGAUUUACAAGCACAGUUCAGAAUGGUAGUACCACCGUAAACAUAACUCACUCUAUUCAUACCUUCCUCCCCAAAAUAUUAAUUAUAAUGGAACAUUUCCCUAUGCCUACUGAAACAAGAAUACUGUAAUGUACUAGCAAGUUCACUAUUGCACCAUGAUUUAUUUUUUCUUUUGGGAAAUGGAAAUCACAUAUUGCUGAGUCCUUUUCCAAACCCUGAAGAUAAGAACUCUUUUGUGGAGUAAUCUUGAAUACCAAGAAUUUUAUACAUAAUAGAUCUAUUUAAAUCAUCUGCAAGCAUCUUGGUCCGCUGAUAUUUUUUUCCUGAUUAUAUUCAGACCAUUCUUGUCAUGGAACUCCCUACACAAAAGUUUAAGUACUUUUCCCCAGCCACUUUGCAUUGGAACGCCAAACAGCAUGACACCUUCAUGGUAGGCAAAGCAAUUCCUCUCAUGGAACUAUAGGCCCUAGAGUAUGGUUUAGCAAACAGGAGAGCUAGCAGCAAGUCACAGCCUACUUCUAUCAUUUGCCCACAGUGAACUGCUUAAAUAAAUUGGUGGCAGUGCCCAGAAUUUGCUCUGAGGGUGCGCAAUGGGUAAAACAGCAAUAUUGCAAUCCAAGUGUACCUCUGUGAUUAUAUUCAUGCCCACCAACAGUGGGUACCUUUCUCAAGGCUUCUUUAUCUCUCUUGCAGUUUAUCUGUUAAGUGCAUUUGAUUGAUCUGUUGUCUUGGUACAUUGCUUGAACUUCGAAAAUGGGGCUGUCUGUUGGGCAUGUUCCAUAAUGCCUAAGGUUUGCUUGGCUCUGGAAUCCAAACGCAUUUGGAAGUAGAUUCCACUGGAAUAACUGGAACUUGCUUCUGAGUGAACAUGCCCCAGAUCACAGUUUUAGGUGGCUUCUCAACCUCUGUUUGUGUGCUUACCACUGCUUAUUUUGAAGAGGGUAUUUUAAGCAUUUAUUAUUUUUUUUACUAAAGAUUCUUGCUUGUUUUUCAAUCAGGUGUUGGCAAAGUACUGAAGAAGAUAAACAAAGCCAUAGUCUCAAAGAAGAAUAAAGAUCUUGUGUCAAUUGCAAAUGCUGUCUUUGCAAAAAGUGGCUUGAAGCUGGAAGUGCCUUUUGUUUCAAGAAACAAUGAAGUCUUUCAGUGCAAUGUUAAGAGUGUGAACUUUGAGGACCAGAACACUGCAUCUGAUACUAUCAACCAGUGGGUCAGAAAUGAGACCAAGGGUAUGAGAUGCCAAACAGCUAACUUUUGUCUCCCUCCCUCCCCCCCCCCCGCCUUGUUAUCCCGUCUGUCUUGUUUCUGCUCUGGUUGUUAGAUUUAUCUCUCUUCCCACUCUUAUUCACUACUGCUAACAUGUAGACCAUAAGCUACUUGGAGAAGGAACUGCUCUGUUUUGAUUUGGUUAUAAUGUAAAGCACAUUGAUGGAGUAGAAUAGUAAUAAAAGAGUCUUGGAUUGAGCAAUAUCCCUUUGCGUCCCUGGUCCCCAGCACCCCUGACUUAGAGAACAAAGCAGGUAGAACACAGUGUUUGGGGUCAAAUAAGGCCACAACUUUCUUGAUUACACAUGUUAAGAGGUUUGGCAUAGACAUUGGGUGUAACCAUAGAACAUCCAUCCCGCCUGCUUGGAAGUAUUACGGUCGGGGUCAAUCCAGAGGCAGGGAGGACCUAUGACUUAAAUCAAAUAGGUUUGCCCCUGUGGGGUUGCCACCUUGAGGAGUGCUGUGGCUCUAGCUUCCACUUGGUGUCUGGAAAAAGCAUUUCCGGUUCCAGUAUUCUUUUAAUGGGAUGCCCCUUUCCCUAGGAGAGGCAGGCAGAGGCUUACAACCUCCCCUCCAACAAGCCAACCCAAUGCCAAAACCAUCACCUGUGUCUUGGAUUUGGCAGUAUCCCUUUCUGGAGCCUCUAGUCCCUGCUGCAACUGGUCUCUUCCUCUUCAGCUUAACAUUUCUUUCCAAAUUCUUUGAAAAACUGAGCUUUAAACAUCUGAAGCAUUUGGACUGAUUUUGUACACCCUGCCUGCAAGUACAGGCUGUUCUUUUAAACAUAUAAAGUCUAAAUCAAACUACAAAAUAGCCAUUAAUAUCAAAUCUUUUUCACUAAACUUGUAACAUCCUCUUGACUACAUUAUCUUCUGUGUGAGCACACAGGUAGUGGCGAUUUCUUUGAUACUUGCUUAUCUCACUGUUUUGCCAAGAACACAAUCUCCUCAAAAAAAUUCUCUUCUGUCCCUGUAUUGAUGGAAAGUUCCUUUCCUUCCUUGUGCUUUUCUUUAUAUCCACUCCUUUGAUUGUUCUUUGUUCUUUUUUAUGAUGAGAUCUCAAAGAAAAAGCACCAAUGGCAAAUAAAGUGGGUAGUAUUUGGGCCAGGGAGAAAGCUGAACGUUAUUGAAGCCCAUUGAUUUCUUGUUUGUAAACUCAUAGUGUUUAGUAAAUUGCUUACUGAUUUAUAUUACUUUUUUAAAAAAACCCAAAACACUAAUAAAAAAGCCCAUGGACUGAUUUGCCCCUGGAAUUUAGAGGAAGAUUUUGAACAACGUCUUUGAACAACGGAGGGGGAGGGUGUCCCUUAGAACACCCUUCCCCAACUUGGUGCCCUCCAGAUGUUUUGGAUCAUAACUCCCACCAGCCACAUAUGAGAGGGCACCAGGUUAGGGAAGGCUACAUUAGUACAAGAUGGAUUUCAAUGGGUUUGAUCCAGGCAAACCUCCAAGUGUAUUGAGAAUAUUUGAAGAAAGUUUGGCAGCGACCCAAGGCUAGUUCCAGGGGUUGGGAGCUCUAGACCCUCUAUCAAUCUUUCUUGUGCUUUACUAAAUCACAGCAUGGGUCUUCUGUGCAUUCUCUUGGUCUGAAUCUUCUUGUAGCUUUUAUUUAAUGUAACUUGGUAUUGAAUUGCCCCCCCCCGCCCCUUUUCCCUUUCAGCUUUUCUGAUUAUUAAGCUUCUUUUUCUGCUCGUAAAGUAUAGUGUUUUCUUUUGUGCUUUUCAGGUAUGAUAGACGGCAUCGUAUCUCCGGGUUCUCUUGAUAGUGAGCUGACCAGAUUGGUGCUGGUAAAUGCAGUAUACUUUAAGGGACUAUGGAAAUCACGUUUUCAGCCAGAAAACACAAAAAAGCGAACAUUCAACGGAGCUGAUGGAAAGACUUACCAAGUGCCUAUGCUGGCUCAGUUGUCAGUGUUCCGAUGUGGUAUGUUCAAUAUUUUUUUUUCUUUGCUGGACUGGUUUUUUUUUUCAUCCUUAAAGCAGCAGGUGCCCAUCUUGCCUGCUUUCCCCCAGUUUCUGAUGAAGGCAAGGUAAAAAAACUGGAGAAACUCAACAUGUAUAAAACCAUCAAAGAGUACAUGCUAAAUUUUGUGGUGGUGUUGUUUGUGGAAGGCACCAAGCAUGAGAACAGCAAUGGUUUUGCUGGUAUGGCUCUGCACGACAGAUAGGGAACCUGUGUCCCUCCAGAUGUUGUAGAACUACAAGUUCCAUCAUCCCUGGCUUUGGGCAGUUCUUCCUGGGGUUGAUGGGAACUGGAGUGUGUGGAACUGUCAUUGUUUCUUUGGUGUGUGCACCCACUAGUAUUGAUGCUAUCUGCGGCCCCCUUUUUAUCCUAAGCUUGGCUAUGUAGUUACCAUUUCUUGGCCAGUAACACUUUGAUUAGCUCAGAUUCAUGCUGAUUCCUUUGAAAAAUACUUCAUGAUGAUUUCAGUUGUCUUGGAGGAGGCAGCUAAUGGAAGUCUCUGCCUGCUGAGAAAGAAGUGCUCUGAUGGUGUUUCCUGCUUGGCAGGGGGUUGGACUCGAUGGCCCUUGUGGUCUCUUCCAACUCUAUGAUUCUAUGAUUCUAAGUGAUUCAGCACGAGCAUUUUAAAUCUUGUAACAUUUCCAAACUCAGUUCCAAUCUAUCAUAGGGAGUGUUUGAACAAAAUGAAGUGUUUUCGAAGAAUGCGGAACCAGUGUCCUUGCAGAUGAUGCUGGAUUCCAGCUCCCGUUAGCCCCAACUAGCAUGGUCAGUAGUCUGGGAAGAUGGGAGUUGUAAGUCAACAACAACUGGAAGGCCACAGAGUUCCCAAUCCUGUGCUACUUUAUCCCUUUCAGAAUUCCCUCUUCCAAUGAGAUGUGGUCAGGUGUCCUUUCAUUCUUGGCAGAAAUCCAGCACUAACAGCUCCGAUCUUCUGUUGAAACAUUUUGUGUUGAUAGAUAGCAUAUGGUCUUCCUAAUAAGCAUUAGUACUCUCAUCCCCUUAAAGAAACCCAAGCUGGAUUAACAGGUUUUAGCUCCAUAAUUCAUAAUUAAACGUUCAUACCUCAACACAUGCAUCAAAUUGAGACUCUGAAUAAAAAUGGAGGGGGUGGGAAGUGAGAACAGCUUUUAAAAAUUGCACCAGUUAAUUGGGGGCCAAGCACAUAGAGUGCAAUAUUGUGCAUGUUUGCUUGGAAGCAACUCCUACUGGGUUCAAUGGGCUGACUCCCUAGUAAGUGAAUUAGGAUUCCAGCCCACUUUGGAAAGUCUUCAUUAGCUUGUUCAUUUUGAUUAAUUAAACUUGGCAACUCUAAUACAAAUGCUAGCUUACAAAGAUUCUGUAUUUCACAACAGACUAUUGCUAUUUGCAAUACUGCAAAUCUAUAACGGGAUGUUUGAUAUUUCAAGAUUUCUGAAAGAGGCACCUUAUUGCUAAUAAAACUAUUACUGUAAUCUUUUGAAGUUUCCAGUUGAACCUUACAUUAUUACUAGCAGGAUGCUUGUUUAAAUGCUGAAUGUAAAGAACAAUGAGAAUAGCUAAAAAAGGGAUAACAUGAGUCCUUAAAAAUUAAAAACCUUUUCAUAUUUCUGUUGAAGGUACCCCAUUCUCCUUAGCAUACGCAGCAUUUGAGAAUAGAAGCUUUUUACUGAAACUCUAUAAUACCAACUGGAAAACAUUGUGCACGCAAUAAUAAUUUGCUGUAGUUUUUCCAACAUUGUAUUUUUGUUGUUUAGCUAAGCCACCUGAUUUCUCAUAUGGAUGUCCUGCAGGAGCGUCAAGAGUCGAUGUUCUGUUUGAAUCCUUUACCUCUUUGAUGAUAGUUUUAAAAACUUAAUAUUUACACGUUAUCAUUUGGCCAGUUGCAACCUUCUUACAGUUUUAACAUUAAUUCUUAUCCAAAGAGAGCAGUUCUAUUUUUAGGACUGUUUUCUUGCCCAGUGUAAUUUUUUGGGGUGCGAGGUGGCAAAAGGAAGGCCGUCUGUUCUGUGUUUGGUCUGCCCUAGCCUCACGUAGCAGGGAAAUUCAGCUUGUAUAUAAAGAAUCUGCUGAAGACAUUGCUAGAUUUUGGUACCUUUAGGUAGCAAACUUCCUUCUUCCAAAGAAUGCCAUGUUCAUUAUUGUUAUGCUGUCACUGAGAUAGCUCGUGUCACCUAUACUAAUAGCGAAUUCAGGUGCUGUUACUUUUAUUAAGUAGAAAUGAUAACAACAUUUAUAUAUCACUUGAUGGUUGUAAAACCUCUAAGCUGCUUGCAGCAUUAUUAAAAUUAUCAAUAAAACAGAUCGCAAUAUUUAAAGAUAAUUAAAGUUAACUGUAAAAAGGUUAAAACACACCCAUAUCUGUGGGUCUGGGCAGGCUUGCCUGAACAAAAAUGCUUUAAGUUGUUGUGGCAGCUUUACAGUGAAAACAGGGCUGCUGAAGCAGUAGGUAUCAGCAUCUUCAGGGAAGCUCCAAGGCUUGCAGAAGUACAAAGCAAAAGAAAAGGGGGGACACUGUCCUCUCAAAAAGGCUCAAAGACAGACAUACUUAGAGCUGCAAAAUGCUUGGGUAGUUGGGGCAAGCAAUGCGUUUGCUGUAUUUCCUGACUGUUUUCUUGAUGUCCUCAUAAUACCAGAUUCAUGGCUAGUGUUCAGAAGUUAUGUAGAGACAGUUGGUAUGACACUUGGCCGGUUUGGGGAUGUCUUUGCCCCAGUUUCGAACAUGGCAUGAGAAGAUAGGGAAAGCCCCUUUUUUUUGUUUCUGUGUGUCUCUUUCCUUUCAGCUUUAAUCCAUUGCAGAACAUUGAGAAACAAUUGCUAUCAGUAACAUGCUUCACAUGCAAUUAUAUUCAGGUAUUCCACCCUGGUAUAUGCAGUAGUGAAAAGGGUGGGUUAUGCAUUUUAAAAAGUUUAGUUGUGGCACCACAAUUUCUGUAACAUUCUUUAAAGGAGGCUUCACCAGCCCGAGGAAGGAGAUGGUUUUAGGGCAAUGCUGGUGGAGCAGGGAAAGAGAAAUAGUGAUUCUUACCUGUGCAUUUCAUUGGCCUUUUACUUGUGUGUGAGGGUGUUUAUAUAAACAUUAAGAACAUAAUUUACGGAGCAUAAUAAUAGUCAGAAUAAUAAUAAAAUAAUCACAAGAACAGGCCUCUCCCCACACACAUUUAACAGGCCAUAUAUUAUUUAAUGGCUGGAGGCCUGAGUAAAGAGGAAUGUUUUCAUCCAGCGCCUAAAGACAUGUAAUGAUGGUGCCAGGCGAGCCUCUCUGGGGAGAGCAUUGCACAAAUGGGGAGCCACCACAGAAAAGGCCUGUUCUUGUGUUGUCACCCUCCAAACCUCUCAGGGAGGGGAGACAUAGGGAAGGGCCUCAGAAGACAAGUGGAGGGUCCGGGUCAGUUCUUAUAGGGAGAGGCGGUCCUUCAGGUACUGAGGUACCAAGCCAUGUAAGGCUUUAUAGGUCAACACUUUGAAUUAGACCCAGAAACUAAUUGGCAGUCAGUGCAGUCAGGCCAGGAUCGGAAUUAUAUGCCUUGUCUAGACAUGGAAUAGUUGGUAUUCACCAGUGUGCAUUAGAAUCAAACUUAAUCAUAAGUUUUGUUUAUUCAGGCCUGUAUCAGGAUCAUUUGCUGAAAACAUUGGGGGAUGUCAUAAUGACUCCCUGUCACCCCACAAAACCCCUGAAAUUUCCAUGAACCAGCCUGUGCAGGUGUGCUGUCUGAAAAUCUGUAGCAGCAGAAAACAUUGCACAGGCAGAGUCUUCAGACAGUCAGAGCUGGAAGUCUGGGCGGCUGCCUGUUGCUACUUGCUUUCCUUCAGCUUAGCCUGAAAGGUAUGAACAAACUCCUUGGCAUCAGGAUGAACAUCAUCAUAAUAAUAAAUUUUUAUUAUAUCCCACCCUCCCCAGCCAAAGCUGGGCUCAGAGCGGCUAACAGUAAAAAUAGCACAGUUUACAUAAAAUCACAGUCAAUUGAUUGAAAUACAUUCUAAAAUCAGUUCAGAAUCAAAUUAAUGGCAACCAUUGGGCUAGAGUUAUAUGAGGAUUACAGAAGGAGAGAGGGGGUCAGACUGUGCCUUGGCCAAAGGCCUGGUGGUCUUGCAGGCCCUGCGGAAAUAUGUCAAGUCCCGCAGGGCCCUAGUCUCUUGUGACAGAGCGUUCCACCAGAUCGGGGCCACAGCUGAAAAAGCCCUUGCUCUGGUUGAGGCCAGCCUAACCUCCCUGUGGCCCCGGGAUCUCCAAAAUGUUUUUAUUUGAAGACCGUAAGGUCCUCCGUGGGACAUACCAGGAGAUGGCUUUUGUGUUUCUCCCAUGAGCAUGGGAAGAGAAGUUCUGAUGGCCAAUGGGGCCAAAAGGGAGUAGGAACAAGUGAGGCUCCCCCUCCAGCCUGCAAUGUUUGUGGGUGUGCUGGCUUCAUCAUGGUCUCUUCACCUGCAGAGUGAUUAGGAAGGGGAAGAAGUGACCUGCAGGGUCAGGUGCAGGUGAAAUGAAAGGGGCAAGUUGGGAUAUUCACAAGGAAGUUCUGGGGCAAAAAAAUGUCAUUUUUUUCUGCCUUUCUUUGCCAGCAACUUCCUUGUAGAUCCCUAACUCUCCUCCUGCUUCAGGGAACAGGAUGAGGACAAGCUGAUCCAAUUUGUUUCAACAGCUACUUAUUACUGAGGCAGUCUUGCAAUACAGACUGAAGGUUUUCUUGUCUUGGAUUCCCCCCACCCCAUCCCUUUUCUUUUACUUGCCCUGUUUCUUUCAGGCACAACAAGUACUCCUAAUGACUUGUGGUACAAUAUCAUUGAAUUGCCAUACCAUGGUGAAAGUAUCAGUAUGCUGAUUGCUCUGCCCACGGAAAGCACAACUCCUUUGUCUGCUAUUAUUCCUCACAUUAGCACGAAAACGAUACAGAGCUGGAUGACAACUAUGGUGCAGAAGAGAGUGCAGGUUAUUUUACCCAAGUAGGUUCUGUUCCCCCCACUUUAUCUCACACAUAUUUAUGUCACCCCUAUUGAAAAAUCUUUUCGCAGUUGGACUUAAUUUCAGUCUCAGGCUGAUGCUUUUCUGUUGCUCCCACCAGGUUUACUGCGGAGGCAGAAACAGACUUAAAGGAACCUUUACAGGAGCUUGGCAUUCGAGAUAUGUUUGAUCAGUCAAAGGCAAAUUUUGCAAAAAUAACAAGUGAGUUACCCUCUCAUUCUCUUGUCCAUGAGUUUUAGGACCAGGGAUUUGUGGAAAUAAUUUGGUUGGUUUGAAUUUUAUCCCAUUUCUCACUGAAAUUAAAUUAUCAAAACACUGCUUUGUGAUCUGUCAGUGUCAUUUUUUUCAUGCCAAGGGAUUACCUGGUACAAUUUUUUUAGCAGGUGGGGGGAAAUGGCAUAUCUUAAUAACAGCAUACAGAAGCAGAUUGACUUCUCCUUAUGUUUAUGUAUUACAAAAAGGGUUGGCUGCUCCCUGGAAUGUAGCAUGAGGAUGUGUAUACAUAAUAUUUACGGCACAUAUGUUCUGUGUUUGACCCUUAACAGGAACAGGAAACAUUCAUGUAUCUCAGAUCUUGCAAAAAGCAAAGAUUGAAGUGAGCGAAGAUGGAACCAAAGCAUCUGCAGCAACAAGUAAGCAUUUCACUGCUUCCCCAUAAUCAUCAUUAAUGCAUAUAGAAAUUUUAGGUUUUUUAAAAAUAAAAAUAAAAUCGUAAUUUCAUUAAUUUUAAAGUAUAGCUGAAAUGGCAUUGCCAAGCCAGAAUAAUCAUUUAACAGACUUUCAGAAAGCACUUGUGCAUAUUCCACCCCCCCAAGCCGAAUAGGAACUUAGGAAGGCAGACCAAUGGUCCAUCUAGGUCAGUUUUGUCUACACUGACUGGCAGCAGCUCUCCAGGGUUCAGGAUGCCUUUCCCAGCCCUGGAGAAGUGGGAUAUUGAAUCUGAGACCUUCUGCAUGCAAAGCAGAUCCUCUGCCCCUGAGCUAACCCCUUCCCCAGUUAUGUCACUCUGCAAGACAAAAUUCUUCACUUGGAGAUUUUUCUUUUUUUCAGAAAGUAGUAUAGAAUUUUUCUAAAUAAAUAUAGCUUAAAGCAGGGGCAUUCAUACACUCACCAGCGCGAUGUGACUCUCAGUAGCUACUGGACUUCAGCAUUUCCAAAUUAUAGAGUAAUUUGCCCAAAUCUAAUUAUAGUUUAAGAAUAUGGCAUUUUAAGUCUCAGACUGAUGCCUUUCUGUUGCCCCCACCUUGGACUUCUUAAAAGGUAAAUAGAUUAAAUUAUUCAAUUUAGGAAGUACUGUUUAGGCACACCUGCCCAGAUACGUAAUUUUAAGAGAUUAUUUGAUUGGGUAGGUUGUUUUGCAGUUGCUGUUUUUAUUUAUAUUUUUUUGGGGGGGGGGGGAUGAUGUUAACUUGCUUUUAAUGUUUACUUUAAUGGAUAUUAUUUAUAUAAGCCACAUAGAGGGUUUUUUUGUUGAUUAAGCAGUUUAUAAAUCUUGCUAAAUAAAGUGUAAAAAUAAGUUUAGAACCAUCAAGUGACUAUUUUUUCCCUGUUUCUGUUUGUCUAAGCUGCAAUUUUAAUAGCCAGGUCAUCCCCACCUUGGUUUGUGGUAGACAGGCCAUUUGUAUUCUUCAUCCGGCACAAUCCUACAGGUAAGUAAUAUUGACUUUCACUGAAUUAAAUGCAAACAGCCUUCCUCAGGAGACAGAAGCCCGCAGCUGAAAACAGACAUCUCUUACAUGCUUUCUUGCCUUACGAAAUUUGGUCCUCAACCUCCUCCCUCCUUAUACUGUGCAUAAGAGAUUUCUUCUCUUGGAGAUAAUGCAGCAGCCUGCAGCUGCGCAGGAUUUCAGCACUCGAGGGGUUGUUGCCAGGGACUAACAGGCCCCUCUGUUCCACUGGCAUAUUUAUUAGCUCAUCUCCAUAAAUGGUGCAUGCUGGAGGUAAAAAGUGCCAACGCUGUGGAGGAAGAGGACUUCUGGCAUGAGUUCCCAGACACAGGCAGCUCAGGACAUCAAAGGCACAUUAUGCGAUUCCGAAGAGGAGCACUGGCCGGUUGUCAAAACACACAUCUCCUCUCUUUGCUCCACUUCGAAACCCUGUUUUUCUUCUAAUUGAUAUUCUAGGCUCAGUAUGAGCUAGCUGCUUAGGAAAAACACCUUCUCACCUCCUUCACCCCCAUCUCCGAGCAAAAAUGACUCACAAGGGGACUUGAGGGACCAGGACAUCUUAACACAAAGACACACACACACACACACACACACACACACACACACACUUUAUAUAUGCAACAUUUUAGUCAUCUCGUUGUCUCCUCCACUACCACCCAGCAUCAAAGCAGGCUAAGAACAAAAUCUGCUGGCAUGCACUGAAUAUUUUAAAGAUGCCAUACAGAAGUGGCAGGCUGAUUUCAGUGGAAUCUUCUAGGAAGUGUUUCUCCUGGUAGCAGACAUCAGAUGCAUAAGUGAUUUAUUUAUUUUUACUAAAGCUGUACCUAGUAGGUCAGAUCUUUUGAGUAACGGAUCAGAACUGAAAGCCAGCACACUUCGUACAUCCACCUUCUCUCAUGCAGGGAGGUGUAUUGCAGGCCCUUUGUAUUCUCUGGAAGCAGCUACGCUUAGCAAUACCUAGCGAACAUUCAGUUAUUAAUUCAGGACAAGCCCUCUGUAUAUAACUUCAUAAGAAGGGGCUUUUUAAAGCAGGGAGUUGGGAAUGAAAUACUCUGGGAUUGAGGUUCGGGAUGUUUGUUUGUUUCCCUUGUUAAAAUUCAGAGGCCCUAUUCAGGCAAUAAGACCUCAGGGAAUACUGUCUUGCUUCUGAUUUUUGUAGGUUGCUCUGGAAGUCUUGAUGGUGCUUUAAAUAAAUAAAAUCUUGCAUUUUCUAGCACUAGCUUUGGGGGCAGGGGAGAGUACCACACAUGAGUGGGUGUAGGGAUGAGCCCGAUCCCUGUCACCCUCUAUGAGUUCGAGGGCAGCUGUUUAAAGCAGGGAGCUGUUUAAAUCUUCUGGAAGCUCCCCUCGUGAUGCAAAGCCCCAAUUUCCCACAAGCAGAGAAGUCUUCCUGCUGCAGACACUAUGUUUCAAAAAGUCAGGUUUAUUUGUUUUAAGUACUUUUUUAUCCUACUCUUUAGCCAAAAAGGGUCCCAGGGCGUCUUAACAAAAAUCAGCCACAAUUCAGUCUCUGCACUGCAGACUUUGAUUCUACAUACACGGGACACAAGGAAAAAGUAAUUACAAGGAAGAAAGAGAAAAGCAAUCUCAGAGACCAGGCCUUAAAAGUUAUAGUUCUUAUAAGAAACAGCUAAGGUAUAAAUAAUUUAGGUAGCCUAUUGUAAUUGCUGCCACUAGGUGAUAGUUGAAGGAAGGGCCAAAUGCAGCUGUUAUUAAGUAGGCAUGCCUGCCUUAGUUUGUUUUAUUUUAUACAUUUAUAUGCAUAGCUGUCAACGUUUUCCCUUUUUUAAGGGGAAUUCCCUUAUUCCGAAUAGGAUUCCUCACAAGAAAAGGGAAAAGUUGACAGCUAUGUUUAUAUGCCAUGAGAAUCUUAACUAGGUGGUGUGUAUAAUAAACUGAGUUAAAACAAUAAAAAGGCAGAUAAACUGAUAUGCUUUAUCACAUAUUUAUCAGCAGAAGUGUAUAAAGCCACUUAUUAACGAGCAUCUUACAAUAUACAUUUAAAUUAAUUCAAUAAUUUUUUGUUAGUUCUCAGUAUGAAAAGAUUAAGUUUGACUGGUGGCCGAAGUUUGGAAAACAAAUAGUACACAUACUGAUUGAUUGAUUGAUUGAUUGAUUGAUUGAGUGAUUGAUUUGUGUAGCGCCCUUCAUCUGAAGAUCACAGGGCGGUUCACAACAUAAAACUACAAAAUGAGAACACAAAAUACAUAUUAAAGCAAAUUUAUAAGGCCAUUGAAUUUUUAGAGAAUUGUUUUCCCCUGUGGCCUAAAGAUAUGGAAUGAAGGCGCCAGGCAAACCUCCCUGGGUAGAGCAUUCCACAAGCAGGGAGCCACUGCAGAAAAAGCCUGUUCUAAUGUUGCCAACCCUCUGAACCUCUUUGUAGAAGAGGCACAUGAAGAAGGGCCUAAUCCCCAGUCUGUCCCGACAGUGGCAGACCUCAGGCUCUCAAAUUUCAGCGGUGCCCUGUGCAUCGCUAAAAUUCAGUGUGUCCCUGGUCUCUAGCACUUUGUGUUACAGCAGUGUUGAAGGUGCCCCCUGCAGCAUGGUGCCCAGUGCCUUUGCAAAACCAGCUCUUGCCCAAGGCCAAAAACACACCCACUCCACCCUCCCAGGUCUCUGUGAUACAGACCAGAUCUGCCUCCUCGUCCAGAUCAUGGGUUUGGGAGGUCUUACUCAGUGCCAACCUGACAUUGAGCAACACCAGCCGCAGACCCCAGGGCUGCACACAUUCACACUAGAAGGAUCUUUAUGUGCAUUUGAGCUUUUCUUGCUGUCUCCCCCCCCCCCCCCCGACAGCAGAUGCAAACUGAUGAACAGAGCCACUCUCUGAUAACCCACAUACACAAGUAUAUAAAGUGGCUUUUGUGAAUUGGCUAGCUGGGAGCUCAAGUCCAGUGUGCAUGCCUUGCUUUCUUCCUCUCUGUUCUUGGGAAUCAUUGACAGUGUCUGCUGAAGUAAAAUUGCACUGUACUCCAAAAUGUUGAACAUUUUUUUAACUCCCAUUGAUUUUCUGAUACUUGAGUGAAAUUAGGGGAUUUAAAGCUCUUCAGUUUUACCAGAUCCUGUUCCUUAGUGUAAAUUACUAAAUUGAAAGGGAGUCCUUGUCAGGUUUUAGAAACAGGCAGCAAAGUAUCUUUACACAAUAAAAGCAGAAUAGUGGUUUCUACUAGGAUAACUUGGCUCUUUAAAACACAAGUUUUAUCUUUUUUGAAACUCUGUAUCACAUGUAUGAAUGUCUACUGAUUUUUAAAGAAUUCUUACAUAUUGUCUGGCGUUUAACAGUACCAAUUAAUUAAAGUAUUAAAAUUACAUUUUCAUAUACCAACUCUCGCCUCUGAGAAGUUGAAUCCAUGGACUUGUGAGAAUCACCGUUUAAAAGCAGAAGUACUGUUUCCUUUUAGAAGGAAGUGCAAUAUUUGAUGAUAUUCCCUAUUAAAACUAUGCAUCAGAAUCAAAAUGACCUUAAAAUUGAGCCUUUAUCUUUUAGGAUCACAGACUAAAAUUGGGUUCCACUUAAUAGUCAUUAAUACAUUCAAGCUUGCUGCUUAAUUGAAAGCAUUCUUGCCUAGAUUGUAUUGAAUGCUGAACCUUCUGGAGGAUUUUGUUUUGUUACAAAACAGGUGAAUUGUGAAUCAAUCCAAUAUCUGCAAUAACCUUUUCUUGUUCCACAGGUGCAGUUUUGUUCAUGGGACAAGUCAACAAACCUUGAAUGUGGGAGAUUUUCCUUCUGAAGCAAAUUUUAAAAUGAAUGCCCUUCUUCCGUUGAAUAUUUUUGUACAUUAUUAUUUGGCUAUGAACUAGCAUUUAAGUGUGGUUGGUCCAACUAGGUUUUGAAAAGGAGUUUUAAGUAGCUGGGGAGUGUUGUGGAAAAACAGAAUGCCUUUUCAAAACAAGAUUCUUAAAACUACUGAUUAGUUCCCUGUGCUAAUAACUUUUGAAAUUUGGGGGGGGGGGGGUCUUGAGUAUUUUGUAUUGUGAUUUUAAGUCUUAACCAGAGUUGGAACUAAAGGAGCAACUUUGAUUUCUGUUUGGUUUGUACAUAAAUGCCCUCCUGCUACUAUUGCCAUCCACCGAGUGGUUUGAUGAGGCAUCGCCGUAAGAAUUUCAAAGCUUUAGCCAUUUUUAUUUUCUAUUGUGCAUGCACUGCUGAGACUUAAAACAACUAAUGUCCCAGUUAACGCCUUUGCAUUGGUGUAAUGUUAAACUUGUCAUUGCUAGUAUACACUUUCUAUGGAUUUAAAUUUUAUAUUUUUUUGUACAAAGGAAAAAAAAAUAAAGUCAUUAUGAACAGAUGAAAGCAGUGUAGUAUCAGAGUGAUGUUGGCAGAGAUGAUUCGUGAGUUGGAUGUAAAAGGUCGGCUGCCAAGUGGAAGGAAAUGCAAGUUUGAAUUCUCUGGACUGAUGGGAUUUUGCUGUGCUCUGGUUUUCGGUAAACAGCUCCAGCAAAGACUGACCUCCAUUUACUCAAUAUUCUGAAAUGUUCCAGACUGUACUAUGUAUGCAGGUAUCCUAAAAUAUCAUUCCUGGAGGUAAUGCAGGGACAAGAUAAUUGUACGUUAAGAGAAAUUCAUUAAAAAGUGUCUACAACUGGUGUAGCACCAUAAUUAAAUACAGAAGAAAUUGUUAACUGGACACAGCCAGCUCCUUUGGCUAAAGCUUUUUCCAUGUGUGUUUUGGUUGUGUGUACAAAUAAGAACGAGAUGAACUAUGCCAUCCCUUGAGACGGUUGGGUUUUGAAUACUCUGCAGAGAAGUCCGCAUAUUUUCCCACCAGCUUGAUGAAUUUUAGCUGCCCCAACUGAGACCAGGCAUUUUCUCUUUACCUCUCAGUGAUGUUAUACUCAUGAAGCUUAAUCUCUGUUCAGUUAAAUGGAAGUUGUUUCGGAUAUCAGUUACUGUGGUGAGAAUGUAUCUGAAAAAGUCAGUGGUUUUUAUUUUGUAUGUAAAGGGGAAAGAGAAACUCUACAUACAUUCUCCAUACGGUCAGCAAUAAAUGUUCCUUCCUGUUUUGGAAAAAAAUAACCUGUGGUAUAUUUGACGCCUGUUGACUUUCAACACAGGUUGAAAACUUAUUACUACAUGUAUCUUCAUGCCUGUUUUGGAAUUAUUCCAGUUACCACUUUUGUUGUUCUUAUUCAUUUAUACUUCUUAGGACUGCUUCCCACUUUCCCCAGAACAUUGGGCCAGUAGGUGUACAGCUUUAAUUAGCAAAUUUGCCAUGUGAUAAAGAGAACUUGUGCAGCUGAGAGAGGGGUAUAACUUACAUUUGGGAUAUUAACCUAGUGGUGGAUGGUUGCGGAAGGACCCUGAGUGAGAAGCAGGGAAGGGAAGACCUCCCGGGGUGAGAGACCAGGAAAAGAAAAGAAAGCUCCUAAAAGAGAGCUUGGAAGGGUUAAAAACUUUAAGGAUUAAGAGCUACCUUUGAGAGAGGACUGCAUUUUCUGUUUUCUUUCUCUCGUGUUUUUUUUAUUUAGUUUAUUUUAUCUUACUGCAUUAUGAAAAAGCUUUAAUAAAAAUUCUUAUUUCUUAAAAAAGGAAUAUUAACCUGGGAAACUGAAGAAUGGAUUAUCCAUUCCAGUGGAGGGGGCGGGGAAUAAAGUACUUGCAGAACAGAAUCCUGUAAUUUUACAAAAGAUACCACUUGAUUAUUAUUGUUUGCUAUACUAUAUAGGCUUUUUUUCCUCCAAUACGGAAAAGGUAGGGAUAAACUGGAUUGUGUUUUAACAUGCUCUAAUGUGCCUAAAAAGCUGGUGUUGGAUUUACCACUGUCCCAUUUGUGUUAGAUAGGAGUCAUCCCAGAUUAUUCUGCCUCUCAGCAGAGAAAUGACAAGCAGUUGUUUAAAGAAACAGUCCCUGUGGCUAGCAAGAACAAGCCAGAAACUGAAACCACAGUUUAAUCCUGGCUUGUUCUUACUAACCAUACUUUUAAACAAGGCACAGUUCCCAGAGGUCAGACACCAUGGAGCUAUGACUUUUAUCUAAAAUAAAAAAACCAAAAGUUUCCAAUCUCAUUGAGGGCUAAAGAGGAGGAAGGCAGGAGUACAGGAGUCUGAUGCUCAUUCACGUAGCAAGAAACCAUUAUUUCAGCUGAACUUGUUCUAUAUGUAAACUCCUGUUUAUACUAGGCCUUAGCUAAAGUUUUUUUCAAAUAUACAACCCCACCCUGAGGAGAAGGUCAUAAAAUAGCACCUGCUUUAAGCCUCUGCUCCCAAAUACUAACCAAAAUGGAAGAGCCUUUGAGAAAUGGUUGUUUCCUGGAGGACCACAGAUGAAAACUCUAGCAGUUGAAGUGAAAAGAUGUCUGUGUGGAGACAGCCAACAUUUGCUUGGUUAUUCUAAGAGCAAAUACAUUGUUCCCCUGCUUUUUUCAGAAGGAAUUGCAGAGGGGAACAUAAAUAUGCCAUCUAAAUUUUCAAGAAUUGCUUAACAAUCUUCAGUUUGAACAUCAGUGACACCAGAGGAGCGAAGGUUCCACUUUGUAGAUAGGAAACUGAGACUGAAAAUGACUCGUCAAAAAUCAUCUGAUGCGUUCAGACAAUAUUUGCAUGGCCUAUAGUCACGUGAAUAUUAGAACCCAUAUUUCUCAGCUGAUCACGUGUUUUAAUCACAUCAUUUUGUAUUGUCUGGUUUUGCUUAAGACAUUCAUGCCUUUGUCUCUGAAACUACUAGGCCAUGUGUGUUUGAGAGCUUGUUCAGCUUUUGGACAACUAAGUGGUCUAGUUUUAAAAAGAAAAAUGUUCUAGCUUUGGUCAGGAAGAUUAAUAUAGCUGCUCCUUAUUCCUAUAAACUCAAUUAUUAAGCAUUCUGCUCAAGUAAGAAAUGUGCAAGUGGGAAACCAAUUAGUGCAAGAGGUUUUGUACACCGGUCACCCCAAAGGAGGCACCUGCCUGAUCCUGCUAUUCCCCAUCUUAGUAUUUGGUUCAGCAGGAGUCUGCAUGAGGGGUAAUGUAGUUUAUGAGCAUCAGGGCCCAUUCAAUUGCAGUCUCGUUUGGUGUAUGUAUUGUUAGUAUGCAAGCUUAUCUCUACUACGUAAUAUUUAAACCUACAAAAUUUUGCUCUAUUUUGAAAGGUUUUUGUUUUUUUUAGCAAGGCACAGUCUGUUGUCAGAAUAUUUUGAAUAACUUGUUUUCAGAGACUGAAUUGUAGAGGUUUGGGGGUUUUUUAUUAAAAAGGUUAUAGCACCAUCUUGUGGUCAGAUCACUGAUAUAACAUUGAAUAAAACCACCUAUCUAUUU
Molecule: messenger RNA, 30987 nt
Organism: Podarcis lilfordi (Lilford's wall lizard)
Lineage: Eukaryota; Metazoa; Chordata; Lepidosauria; Squamata; Lacertidae
Source: the annotation of a GenBank genome assembly